Molecule: messenger RNA, 467 nt
Organism: Culex pipiens pallens (northern house mosquito)
Lineage: Eukaryota; Metazoa; Arthropoda; Insecta; Diptera; Culicidae
Product: 40S ribosomal protein S28
Exons: 2
Coding region: 88-285 (65 amino acids)
Biological process (GO): ribosomal small subunit assembly; maturation of SSU-rRNA; translation
Cellular component (GO): ribosome; cytosolic small ribosomal subunit
Molecular function (GO): structural constituent of ribosome
Source: RefSeq, a predicted model, not a curated record
GUCAAAAUCGCUCGCUUCCUCCUUUCUUUUGCCGUGUUUUGUCGCUUGCGGAUCGCACGUGUAAUCUUUUUCCCCCACGAAAAAACCAUGGACAAAUCCGUCGUACUGGCCCGCGUCAUCAAGGUCCUCGGCCGCACCGGCUCCCAGGGCCAGUGUACCCAGGUCAAGGUGGAGUUCAUCAGCGAGCAGAACCGCCAGAUCAUCCGCAACGUCAAGGGGCCGGUCCGCGAAGGCGACAUCCUGACGCUGCUCGAGUCCGAACGUGAAGCCAGAAGACUCCGAUAAGGUGGACACCGUCCGUCCUACCUUCUAGGAUAAGGUCGGUGUCCCUUGGGUGGCUGCAUUCCUCGGAAAGGUUAGGAUUCAAAUUGACAACAAAUCAAUAUUGCUUCUAAUGUAAACGUUUCCGCCGUAAAUAAAAUCCGAUGGAGCAAGGAAUAUGAAACCAAGCCCAAAGUGAAACCGAA